CGUAAUCAAGCAUUUGCCGAAGGUUGGCAAUAAAUAUAAGACGGUUGUUAAAAACACGCUGCCAAUCUUCUUAUUUUCCCAUCUCUCUUUAGGUCCUUUUUGUUGAACUGCAAGUUCACACCCACCGUUCCCUUGCCAGUCGUCACUCCAGUUAACAUUAGGUCAUAAUGAAGUUCGCCGCCGUCGUCGUCCUGGCUGCUGCUGCCGCCAUCGUCUCUGCUGAGACCAAUGCUGAGCGUAUGGCUCGCGGUCUCCCUCCCAAGGCCCCCCUCCGCCGCGGCCAUUCUGGUACUCCCGCUGACAGUAAGUCAUCUGCUGUUUGUUCUCCCAUCGUUCUAGUUCACUGUAAAUGUCUUUUUCUUUUCAUGUAGCGGCGAAGAGAGGUCAGCCUUCCUCAACCGGUAAUAACCAAUGCAACACUGGACCUAUUCAGUGCUGCAACACCGUCGCUGCCUGUGGUUCUCAUCAAGGCAUCGACGACCUUAUCAGUGUCCUUGGCCUUUCAGUGCCCAUUGGCACGCAGGUUGGUGCCAGCUGUUCUCCAAUCACAGCGGUCGGCACCGGCAGUGGUGCACAAUGUUCCAGCCAAACUGUUUGCUGCGAGCAAAAUGAUUGGAAUGGUCUCAUCAACAUCGGAUGCAUGCCCGUCAACAUAAACGCCUAGUUCGCCCAUCCAUCGACGUGCUUCGCACGUUCCGCUCCUUACUGUUGUUGACCUAGCCUCUUAGAGGUCAUAGACGCUUCAUACCUAAUUUUACUUUCGCGCAUGGUAUCCCUUGUUCAAUACCCUUGGUCCAUUUUUAGGUUGCCUUUGUUGGAUGUGCCCAUGCAAUGCGUUGACAUGUUGGUCACCGUCCGUAAUGCAUAAUACCUGGCACUAGUACUGGUAGAUAGCAAUCAUUGAAAGAUGCAUUGUCAUUGCACAAAGUGGGUAAACACAAUUGUGAUCAUCAUUCUUAGGAUUUCUUUUAUGUUUGGGUGUUUUUGCAUAAUUACGUGUUUUCUCGAAUUAGUUAGCUUGGUGUUGUCCG
This is a messenger RNA of Pisolithus orientalis, 1031 nucleotides long. Its product is annotated as fungal hydrophobin-domain-containing protein. The transcript is spliced from 3 exons. Bases 350 to 664 code for a protein of 104 amino acids. The record is from RefSeq and is a predicted model, not a curated record. Gene Ontology annotation, molecular function: structural constituent of cell wall. Lineage: Eukaryota; Fungi; Basidiomycota; Agaricomycetes; Boletales; Pisolithaceae. Gene Ontology annotation, cellular component: fungal-type cell wall.